Andrographis paniculata is the source of this 1017-nucleotide messenger RNA. RefSeq names its product transcription factor MYB119-like. The transcript has 3 exons. The record is from RefSeq and is a predicted model, not a curated record. Gene Ontology annotation, biological process: regulation of DNA-templated transcription. Gene Ontology annotation, cellular component: nucleus. NCBI's taxonomy places the organism in Eukaryota, Viridiplantae, Streptophyta, Magnoliopsida, Lamiales, Acanthaceae. The coding region runs from base 1 to 1017 and encodes 338 amino acids. Gene Ontology annotation, molecular function: RNA polymerase II cis-regulatory region sequence-specific DNA binding; DNA-binding transcription factor activity, RNA polymerase II-specific.
AUGGAGGGUGAGGAAGGAAACAACCUGGUCAAUAACAAUAGCCUGGAAAACAAUUCCAACUAUUGUCUCAACAAUAUCCAUCCCUUAACAUCGAUUAAGAACUAUUAUCUUGGGCAAACUCGAGAUGGUUUAGAAGGCAGCUCUCAACCAUCAUCCACUUCUUCAAGGAAUUUUCAAUCAGUUGUAUCAAAUGCUAGUCAUGAUCGAGUUGAUCUUAGUGGUGGUGUUCAGAUUGGAGCAGUCUCUAAAUCAAUGAAUACUCCAUCGAAUAAUCUAACCCUUAUAUCUAAUUCUUCUGAAAUGAUUUUAGAUUUUAAUGGCGACAGUAAAAGAAAGAACAUAGUGAAGGGUCAGUGGACUCCAGAAGAAGAUCGAAAAUUACUUGAGCUGGUGCAACAAUAUGGGUGUGUGAAAUGGACUGCCAUGGCUGAGCAUAUGGAAGCAAGAACUGGGAAACAGUGUAGAGAGAGAUGGCAUAAUCACUUGCGUCCUGAUAUUAAGAAAACCCUGAUUUGGAGUGAAGAGGAAGAGAGACUAUUAGUCCAUCUCCAUAAGAACAUUGGUAACAGAUGGUCGGAGAUCGCAUCAAAUAUGCCAGGAAGAACUGAGAAUGCUGUCAAGAACCAUUGGAACGUCACAAUACGCAAGCAAAAAUCGAAGCGCCGAUUCACUGGCGUGUCUCCAUCAACUGUGUUGGAAGACUACAUCAAAGCUCUAUAUUUCGGCAUCGAUUCCACACCGGCAACAACUUCUGAGCCCAACGAUCAUCAACCAACACAAUUGACAAAAACCAAUGAUACUUUGAUUCGGGCAGCUGUGGAUGCAUCGUUCAAUAGAUCUUAUGAUGAUGAGGAUGCAGUUGACUCAGUGCAAUACAACUUUCUGGGGAUGUUGGAAGAUGAAAUGAACUUCUUGGAAAAGCUCUUCGGGGACACGAAGAAAGCGAAAGAUAAUUCGAAAACUUCUCCUACAUCCGAGAAUGAUUGUACAACCUCAAACACCCCAGAGAAUAUAUGA